Pseudomassariella vexata is the source of this 1713-nucleotide messenger RNA. RefSeq names its product CAIB/BAIF family enzyme. Lineage: Eukaryota; Fungi; Ascomycota; Sordariomycetes; Amphisphaeriales; Pseudomassariaceae. The transcript is spliced from 3 exons. Bases 1 to 1713 code for a protein of 570 amino acids. Gene Ontology annotation, molecular function: catalytic activity. The record is from RefSeq and is a predicted model, not a curated record.
AUGCCAGCUGCUUAUUCCUCCUGCGAGGAAGCCAACACGAUCCUCCAACUCCUUACCGGACUAUAUUCCCACGACACAGACUCCCUACCAGCAGAAAUCGUAGGAGCAAGACAACAUGUCUGUUUCCAGUCACAGAGGGACUUCCCCUACUUCCCAAUCCCCUUCAAGGAGACUGAGACAGCAUCGGCGCUUAAGGCGGUUGAGGGACUUGCCGCUGCUGUGCUAGCUGAUCUGAGGGAUGUUGAGAGCCGGGAUAAAGGUCGACGAGUGACCAUCGACCUGGAGAAGACGACGGCCUUCUUGUUUCAGGCAUAUAUCGCAACCGUCAAUGGGCUGGGGAAGCUCGAUCCCGAGGUGAAAAAACUGUUGAAGGAUACCGACCUACUCCAAGCACAGUCAGACAGUUACCGACGAAUGUCGGCCAACUUGUACGAGACCAAGCGAUCAGGAGAGUACUACCACAUCCACGGUUCGCUCGAGGCGUCGACUACGCUGCGCAUGAUCGGGCUUGAGCCCUUCAGGCCCGAUCUCAAGACGCACGAGGCCAUUGUGACCACGAUAGAGACGGCCGUCAAGGGUUUCACGGUAGUGGAGCUCGAGGCCAUGAACGCCUCCAACCGACAAGCCGGCGUCCCCGCAUUGAAGCACGAGGAUUUCCUCAAGACAUCCCAUGGACAAGUCAGCUCAAAGUGCACCCCAUGGACGGUGCAACAGCUUGAAUUUAGUACACCCCCGUCGCCUCUUCCUCGCACGACUCAACCCCAAACGGAGGAUGCGUGCCGGCCUCUGGCGGGCAUCAAAGUGCUGGAGCUAUGCCGUAUCAUCGCCGGUCCCGUCAUCGGCCGAAUCCUGGCUGAGUAUGGAGCCGACGUGCUCAAGAUUACGGCGCCCAACCUGAGUGAUGUGCCCUUCUUCCAAGUGGACGGCAACAUGGGCAAGCACGCGGCCGAGCUGGACCUUAAGACAGCCAAGGGAAAGGCCCGCUUUGAGGACCUGCUGGCCGAUGUCGACAUUGUCGUCGAUGGCUACCGGCCCGGCGCUUUUGACAAGCUGGGAUACGGUCCCCACGCCUUGAGCAAAAUGGCGGCGAAGAGGGGCAAGGGCAUCGUCUAUGUUAACGAGAGCUGCUUCGGGUUCGAGGGCGAGUGGGCCGCAAGGCCGGGCUGGCAACAAAUCGCCGACUGCGUGUCUGGCGUUGCCUGGGCUCAGGGAAAUUUUAUGGGCCUGUCAGAGCCCAUUGUGCCCCCUUUCCCCAUCUCCGACUAUGGCACCGGCUGCAUGGGCGCCAUCGCCGCUCUCGUCGGUCUUCUUCACCGCACAAAGCGAGGUGGCUCGUGGCACGGCAAAACCUCCCUGCUCCAGUACGACCUGCUUCUCUUCCGCGCUGGUCUCUACUCCCAACCCGUCCAGCAUGAGUUGCGUCAACUAGUAGGCGAAGAGUUUGCCAACCUGAGACAUAGCAACAGCGUCGAUCAGAUCAGCGGCACUGCUCUUCGAAGCAUGCGCAAAAAGUUCCCAGACUUUUUCACUCGCAAAGACCUGUGCGACACCUGGUACUCGGCUGCGUACGGCGGAGACAUCACCGCCGUAAACCCCGUGGUCAGCAUCGACGGCGUUCAAACUGGCUUCCAGAGAGGUAGCAGGCCAAAUGGGUCAGACGCCCCGACAUGGGAUUUUGGCCAAGAUGAUGACGUCCGUAAGACGAAGGAGUAA